Messenger RNA from Monodelphis domestica (gray short-tailed opossum), 1146 nucleotides. It is a transcript of the gene UTP11, whose product is annotated as UTP11 small subunit processome component. Gene Ontology annotation, biological process: rRNA processing. NCBI's taxonomy places the organism in Eukaryota, Metazoa, Chordata, Mammalia, Didelphimorphia, Didelphidae. Gene Ontology annotation, cellular component: small-subunit processome; nucleolus. The record is from RefSeq and is a predicted model, not a curated record.
CCUAGGUGAUGGAAUACCUGAACUCGUCCGCUUCCCGAGCCAGAGCGCAACGUUACGUGUUCAACCCCCCAAAGAAACUACAUUUCCCAGAAGGCCCUCUGAGUAUCCCGCAGGUUCAGGGGCGAGUCUUCGUAGGAGAGCCGAAUCCAUAGGCUGAGGUGAAAAGUAGGCGGGCCGUCCAGUGGUGGGGCCUAUUUCCGGUGAGGCGGCUGAGGCGCUGCAGAAGCGGAGGCGCUUCUUGGGCUCACGGAGGAAGGAAGCGACAUGGCGGCGGCGUUUAAAAAGGCAGCCAAGUCUCGGCAGCGGGAGCACCGGGAACGAAGCCAGCCUGGCUUUCGAAAACAUCUGGGCUUUCUGGAAAAGAAGAAAGAUUAUAAACUUCGGGCCAAUGACUACCACAAGAAACAGGAGCAGCUCCGAGCCCUGCGCAAGAAGGCCCUGGAGAAAAACCCGGAUGAAUUCUACUUUAAGAUGACACGGGUCCAGCUACAGGAUGGGGUCCACGUGGUCAAGCAGCCUAAAGACGAGGUAACAGCAGAGCAGCUGAAGGUGAUGAAGACGCAGGACAUCAAAUAUGUGGAAAUGAAGAGGGUGGCCGAAGCCAAGAAAAUUGAACAGCUGAAGUCGGAGCUCCACCUGCUGGAGGCCUCAGGGAAGCAGAAGAACCAGCAUGUGUUCUUCUUUGACACCAAGAAGGAAGUGAAAGAGUUCGAUGUCGCCACUCACCUGCAGACGGCCCCCGAGCUUGUGACCAGAGUCUACAACCGGCCCAGGGUAGAGACGUUGAAGAGAGAAGCCGUGAAGGGCGAGACUCGGCGGAGCCACAUCCAGAAGCUAGCUAGAGAGAGGAAAAGGCAAUACAGCCUUCUGAAGCAGCGUAUCGAGAGGGAAAAGGAAUUGUUUGUUAUUGCACAGAAAAUCCAAACACGCAAAGAUCUUCUGGAUAAAACGCCCAGAGUGAAGGUGAAGAAAGAAACAGUCAACUCCCCAGCUAUUUACAAAUUUAAAAGCCAACGAAAACGUUAAAGUUCUCUUGUCCGAGUUUGGUCAUUCUUUAGGCACAAGAAUUCCUUUUUUUAUAAUAAUUUGCGAUUCCUCCAAAUAGGAUUUUCCUCUUUUGAUUACAACAUAGAUGAAGAAAAUGAA